Molecule: messenger RNA, 1884 nt
Organism: Trichoderma atroviride IMI 206040
Lineage: Eukaryota; Fungi; Ascomycota; Sordariomycetes; Hypocreales; Hypocreaceae
Cellular component (GO): nucleolus
Molecular function (GO): ATP binding; nucleic acid binding
Source: RefSeq, a predicted model, not a curated record
AUGGCUCCUGGAAAAGUUGCUGUGAAGAGAGACCCCAGGGCUUGGGGUGGCUUAACCCCCCCGUUGGCAGAAUGGAUCCUUGAUGCCGUAUCUAGCAUGGGAUUUAAGCAGAUGACACCAGUGCAGGCUGCGACUCUGCCUCAGUUUCUGGGGAACAAAGAUGUGGUAGUUGAGGCUGUUACUGGUAGUGGAAAGACAUUAGCCUUCUUGAUUCCCAUUGUACAACGAUUAUUGCGCCUCGCAGAGCCCACAAAGAAGCACCAUGUCAGCGCAAUCGUCAUCUCACCUACCAGAGAGCUCGCCGCCCAGAUCCAUACGGUCCUCCUCUCCCUCCUCGAGUUCCAUGCGCCAUCUGCCGAGAUUCUACCACACCUCAAAGGCGAAGACAAGAGGCCUAGCAGCGCAGUGCCUGCCAUUGUUCCCCAAUUGCUAGUCGGAGGAACCACCACGCCCGCGCAAGAUCUCAGCUACUUCGUCCGACACAGUCCGAAUCUUCUCAUAUCCUCCCCAGGCCGUCUCGUCGAGUUGCUGGCCUCGCCCCAUGUCCACAUCGACCAGUCCUUCGAAGCACUUGUCCUCGACGAGGCUGAUCGACUGCUUGAUCUCGGCUUCAAGCAGGACCUCCAAACGAUUCUUUCACAUCUUCCCAAGCAGAGGCGGACGGGCCUAUUCAGUGCCAGUGUCAGUGAAGCUGUUGGCGAGAUUAUCCGCGUCGGGUUGCGCAACCCGGUGAAGAUUGAAGUCAAGGUGAAGAUGAAGGAUGGUGGUGGAAUUGUGGAAGACAGAAAGAUUCCUGCAAGUCUUCAAAUGUCAUAUCUGGUUACUCCGGCUAGCCAGAAGCUGCCUGCCUUAGCGCAGUUGCUGGAACGCCUACCUAUACGGCCUCUCAAGAGCAUUGUCUUUCUGUCUACUUGCGCCGCCGUAGACUACUUUCAACACACUCUUCCUCAAAUAUUGCCCGAAGGCUUUUCGCUAGUACCUCUACAUGGCAAGCAUCCAGCUAAAGUACGCGAAAAGAACUUUGGCCGCUUUUUAUCUUCGGUGUCUCCUACAAUUUUAUUGACAACAGACUUGGCCGCUCGCGGUUUGGACAUCCCGCAGGUUGAUUUGGUUGUUCAGAUUGAUGCCCCAUCCGACCCCAAAGUAUUCAUACACAGAAGUGGAAGAGCUGGUCGUGCAGGCAGAAAAGGCCUGGCCGUGGUCAUGCUGCACCCAGGACACGAGGAAGACUACGCCAGAUUCCUAGAGAUUCGCCAAACCCCAAUCACACCACUAUUAAAACCUUCAAUCUCCGUGACAGAAGAUGGAGCCCGAGAUGCGACAUCAAAAAUCCGGACACUACUUCAAUCAGACAGAGCGAUCCACGAUAAAGCCCAGAAAGCUUUUGUUAGCUGGGUACGAAGUUAUGCAGCGCAUCAAGCGACAUCCAUUUUCAGAGUUAGCGAUCUGGAUUGGGCAGAUCUUGGAAACGCAUGGGGGCUUCUUCGCCUGCCCAGGAUGCCCGAGCUGAGAACUUGGAACGGAGACAAGAUGCUGGGGGUUGAAAUGGACUGGGAUGAAUUUGCCUACAAGGACAAGGCACGGGAGCAGGCCAGACGAGAGGCCAUGGCAGCUGAUACGAGCGGAGAGACGGCAAAGAGAGCUGCUGAUGCCAAGCGGAAGAGGAAGAACAACGAGGCCUGGAGCGGAAAGCAAGAGCAGGAAGAGCACCGGACCGAGAGACGCGAGAAACGGCACAAGAAGACGGAGGCUAAGAAGCUGGCAACGAUGACGGAUGAUGAGAAGGUCAAGCAGGCUGAGCUGAACGACUUGAUCCGGAGAGUCAGGGAAGAGAAUCUGGCGAAAGCAGCAAAGGAAGAUGAAGAGUUUGAAGGGUUUGAUUAG